Molecule: messenger RNA, 1128 nt
Organism: Aureobasidium namibiae CBS 147.97
Lineage: Eukaryota; Fungi; Ascomycota; Dothideomycetes; Dothideales; Saccotheciaceae
Product: Zinc/iron permease
Exons: 3
Coding region: 1-1128 (375 amino acids)
Biological process (GO): zinc ion transmembrane transport
Cellular component (GO): plasma membrane
Molecular function (GO): zinc ion transmembrane transporter activity
Source: RefSeq, a predicted model, not a curated record
AUGCGACAAGAGAAUGCCGCCUCAUGGAGCAACCUGCCGACUUCUGUCCUGCAAGCUGAAUUGCUUCGCCGACAAGCCAACAACCACGAUGACCGCCCUGCCUGUGGCACCGCCGGCAACACCAAGGACUACAACAUGCCUCUGCAUGUCUUUGCUUUGGUCCUGAUCCUCAUCCUCAGCACAUUAGCAUGCUCCUUUCCACUCCUUGUCCGACGGGUUCCUCGGAUGCCCGUUCCUCGACAGUUCCUGUUCCUAUCGAGGCACUUCGGCACUGGAGUUUUGAUCGCAACCGCCUUUGUGCAUCUUUUGCCCACCGCCUUCACUUCCCUAACCGAUCCGUGUCUUCCGCCUUUCUGGAAUCAUGGAUACCCCGCCAUGGCCGGCUUCAUUGCCAUGAUCUCAGUCAUGGUGGUUGUGGGAGUAGAAAUGUUCUUCGCUACCAAGGGAGCCGAGAACGGGAGUUACAACGAUGCGGAGCCUUUGGCUCAAAAGACGCGCCCCAGUCUGGACGACACAGGUAGCAACUCGGAUCUGGAUUUGGAUGAAUUGGACCCGCACGUAAAUGGCAACGGCCAUGGGCAUGUUGUCGAGCCCAUCUUGGAGCGGACUGGUUCGCCGUCGGAUCAACAGCAGCAACAAAAGAUGCUGCUACAGUGUCUACUCUUGGAGGCAGGCAUUCUCUUCCACAGUGUCUUCAUAGGCAUGGCAGUGUCUGUGGCGACGGGGACAUCGUUCAUCGUCUUGCUCGUAGCCAUCUCGUUCCACCAAACUUUUGAAGGCCUGGCUCUAGGGUCUCGUAUUGCUGCCAUUACUAUAUUUCCAAAAAGAUCGCCGCGGCCGUGGCUGAUGGCGCUGGCCUACGGAACGACUACGCCAUUGGGACAGGCUAUUGGGCUGCUGGUACAUAACCUCUACGACCCUUUCAGUCAGACUGGACUACUCAUGGUGGGCAUCAUGAACGCGAUCAGCAGUGGAUUGUUGUUGUUUGCUGGACUGGUCGAGUUAUUGGCAGAGGACUUUUUGAGCGACGAGAGCUACGAGGUGCUUAGAGGACGGAAACGACUCCAGGCCUGUGGAGCUGUGGUCGCUGGAAGUUUACUGAUGGCGCUGGUUGGUGCAUGGGCUUAG